ACAGUUUGGUUGAACGCUUUCUUUAGGACAGGCACCAUAAUGUUCGAAAGAAAUUGAUUGUUUAGCCGACAUUUCCUAUUUACACAUCAACGGAAGGUUCUAGAAUGGUCAUGUGAUGUUGAUUGACCAGUUGUGUUACAUUUUGAAAAAUACCCAGGUUAUCCGUCUUCGUUUUUUUUUACGAAUACCUCCUCUGUAACUUUCAAACUAUCUAGGUUACUACAUCGAAAAAAGGACGCGAAUGUCGGUGAGCUCAAGGUGAACCGAUGUUUCGUAUUACUAUGAUGUUUUUUUUUCAGUAAAACUAAAGCGUGUCCCACGCUAGAGAAUAAAUAAAUAACUGAAUGUAGCACGUGAACUAGUUUGACCAAUCACCGAUCGAGUUCUGAACUGAAGUGUAUAAAUAUGAGGCGGUUGCCCAUAGAGACGUCCGCCAUUGAAGACUAGUUUUCAAUGUACUUCAUAUUGUUUAAACCUUGUAUUGUGUUUUUAUUCGUUAAAAAGCUUUUUAAAAAAUAGCAACGUUUUUAUUCACUGCAUCAUCUGCGACAGUCUCAUUGGGCAUCCUUCCAGCAGAACACGGUCGGCAAAGAGCGUCUGUCUCAGAUCGGCAGUAAAAACAAUCUUGUGCCAGAGACGGAAAGUGGUCUUGGAGGAAUAUGUGUGAUGAAAGCUGAGCUACAGGAAACAAGUGCCUCUCUGAAUUGCUACCCCGUGUCUACCGACCUUCGGACUGCACCACGAUGACAAAUGCCGUAUGUCCCCCGAUGUCCAUGGUGGGAGGCGUGAACCCUCCUCCCCCGGAGUUCAAGAACCCCAAGAAGCCCGGCCGUCUCACCAACCAGCUGCAGUACCUGGAGAAGGUGGUGGUCAAGGCCCUGUGGAGACACAACUUCUCCUGGCCUUUCAGGACGCCUGUCGAUGCUGUCGGACUGCACAUUCCAGAUUACUAUACAAUUAUCAAGACGCCAAUGGACUUGAGCACCAUCAAGAAGCGUCUUCAGAAUAAUUAUUACUGGAAAGCGAUGGAAUGCAUACAAGACUUCAACAAAUUGUUCACCAACUGCUAUGUAUAUAAUCGGCCUGGAGAUGACAUAGUUCUGAUGGCUCAAGCCUUGGAGAAGAUCUUCCUACAGAGAGUGGCUGAGAUGCCCCAGGAGGAGACUGAGACAUCUGUCAUCACAACCAAGAACCCAGUGAAGGGUGGGAGAAAGUCCUCUGCUGGUGUGAUAAAGCUGAGGCCCCAGUCCCCUGUGUCUGAGGUAGUAUUCCAGCAGACCGUGAUGGUCAUCCCUCUUGAGGCCCAACACACCAUCCCUCCUGCUGCCCAGCUCUCCUCUCAGAUAGCAUCCAAAUUUCAGAUCAAGAAGGGUGUGAAGAGAAAAGCAGACACCACCACACCGACAGCCUCUGCUCCGAUCACCAGCUGCGAGUCGUCCCCCAUCGUCGACGGCUCGACGCCCUGUAAGCUGUUCUCCAGGCGGGGCAGCGGUCGGCCCAUCAAACCCCCCAGGAAAGACCUGCCUGACUACCCCCAGCACCACAAGAGCAAGAAUAGUAAGCUCUCUGAUCAGCUCCGCUUCUGUAACUGCAUCCUGAAGGAGAUGUUCACCAAGAGGCACGCGGCCUACGCCUGGCCCUUCUACAAGCCGGUGGAUACGGAGACCCUGGGUCUACACGACUACCACGACAUCAUCAUGCAGCCCAUGGACCUGGGAACCAUACGGAAAAAAUUUGUUGAACGUGAAUACAUGGAUGCCCAGGAUUUUGCUGCUGAUUUCAGACUCAUGUUCUCCAACUGUUACAAAUACAACCCACCCACCCAUGAGGUUGUUAUUAUGGCAAGAAAACUCCAGGAUGUGUUUGAGGAGCGCUGGCUGAAGCUUCCAGACGAGCCAGUGAGGAGGGCUGGUGGGCCAGGUCACCACAGGGACGGGAGAGGAGACGGGCCUGAGAGCUCCUCUAGCACAGGCAGCAGUACCGGCGAGAGCUCGUCGGAAUCUGAGUUCUCCUCAGACUCUCAGGAGGAAGAAGAGGCCAGAGCUCUACGGUUGGCUAAACUAGAGGAACAGUUGAAAGCGGUGCACGAUCAGCUGCAGAGACUCACCCAGGAGCCCCUGCUGAAACCAAAGAAGAAAGAGAAGUCAAAGGAGAGAAGAAAAAAGAGGGAAACGAGUAGUAGACCAAAGCAUGAAGAAGACCUGCGGAAAGCUAAAGUGCAGGAGAAGUGCAUUAACAAGGGCACGCCUUCUGUGCACGGCAAGAGGAGGAAGAUGGCUCUCCCUGUGGUGCCCUAUGAGUCUGAGGAGGACGAGGUCCCGGCGGUGCCCAUGUUGUACGGUGAGAAGAGGCAGCUGAGCCUGGACAUCAACAAGCUGCCGGGGGACAAGCUGGGCAAGGUGGUGAACAUCAUCCAGGCCAGGGAGGCCUCGCUCAGAGACGCCAACCCUGAGGAGAUAGAGAUCGACUUUGAGACCCUCAAGCCCUCCACACUCAGGGCCCUGGAGAGCUUCGUCAUGACCUGCCUCAGGAAACGGCCCAAGAAACUCAACUUGAAUAAGCUGGUGAAAGCCAAAGGAGAGAUGCAGACUGUGAAGAAGCAGGAUGCAGAGAAACAUCUCCAGAGUAUUACUGAUGAGUCGAGCUCACUGGCCAAUAAGAAGAAGUCAACAAAUGAGCCCCCUAUGGCUCCUCCUGUCUCAGACCUGGCCCGGCCAUCCCGUCUCAGUGAGAACAGCAGCUCUUCCUCCUCCGGCUCUGACAGCUCCAGCAGUAGUAGUGAUUCUAGCACUUCUGAUAGCAGUGACUCUGAAUCAGUAAAGAAAUCUAAGAAGAAAAAGAAAUGCAAAGACACUCCACACAAGUUCAAGACGAAGAAGUCAAAAAAGAAGAAAUCUGCUAAGAAAGACCUAUUGUCGGAGUCCUCUCCCCAGACCAGCCAGCCCCCGCCUGCCUCUGCCUCUCUAGCCCCAGCAGUAGUCACUAAAGGCCAGCCUCUAGAGCUACUCGUGUCACCCCCAGCCUUACACAGCCGCCUGCCUCCGCAGCCUUCAAGACCAAGUGCCAAAGCAGCACCACUACCUCGCAAAAACCAGUUGGCCCCCCUGCAGCUCACUGACAGUCAGCCCCAACAACAGCAGGACCCCCUGGCCCCGUCUGAGAGCCCCACUACUCCCUCUCUCACUCCCCCUUCCUCCUGUGACCCCACUCUUACUCUGCCCACAGACCCACUAAACACAACACUUACCCUCACACACAAACCUCCCUCCAGCCUGCUCUGUUCCCCCCAAACCCCUCCUUAUCCCCUAGCUCUCCUCCCUUCUCCUCGUUGUCAAUCACUAGCCCAGACACAGGAGGGGAAAACUGGGCCAGUCUCUCUUGAGCCACCUGAUAGGGCACAAUGGGAAGUUUUACUACAGGCUGCAGAUAGCAGAUAUGAGCAGCAGCCGUGCCCAGUGCUGUUGUCCCCUCUACAAGACAGCCCAUUACAGCCUGUGAAGGAUGACAGGAGGCCCUCUGAAGCACUGGGGGAGACCCACUCCAGGAUUCUACAGAAACAGCCUUAUCCCAGACACUCUGACGGUGUGUUUGAUGGUGGCAACACCAGCCUCUCUCAUCCAGCUAAUAAACCCACUGCAGAUGGAAAAAACACACCUGCCAAAAAGGAUAUUGUCCUGAAGAACGCAGACUCCUGGGCUAGUUUGGGGAAGAUGGCCAUUUCCACUCCCUCCACGGUGAAGUCUUCAAAGGAGAGCUUUGAUAAGUUUCGCCGGGCAGCCAUUGAGAAGGAGGAGAGAGAGAGAGCUCUCAUUCUGAAGAGGACUCAGAUGAAGGCUUCGGGGAAGAGCAGCCUGACCAUGCCAGUAUUGUUGCCAGUGGCAGUACCCGUGCCACCUAGAGCUGCAGAAUCGGAGCCCCUGCCAUGUAGAACACCAGAGCCAGCAGAGAUCCCCCUGCCGACGGAGGCCAUCGUGGAGCCUCAGACUCCUAAAGAUCUAGAGCCCCUGAAAGAGGAGCCUCCAGCGGCUGCCUCAACCCCACCUCCGCCCCUCACUACCCAGACAUCUGUAGACGGGGAGAGGGAGAUGGCCCGCAGGAGAGAACAGGAGCGACGCAGACGAGAGGCUAUGUCUGGUGUCAUUGACAUGACAAUGCAGAGUGACAUCAUGGCAACAUUUGAGAAGAACCUGGACUAACAUAAAAUGGCAGGAGACCAUGCAGCUUGUGACUGACGUCUGUCUUCUGUUGUUGGAGAAUAAAUAAUAGAGCUUGGUGUUCUAGUAAACGUCA
Coregonus clupeaformis (lake whitefish) is the source of this 4290-nucleotide messenger RNA. RefSeq names its product bromodomain testis-specific protein. The coding region runs from base 744 to 4196 and encodes 1150 amino acids. Gene Ontology annotation, biological process: chromatin remodeling; positive regulation of transcription elongation by RNA polymerase II. Gene Ontology annotation, cellular component: chromatin; nucleus. The transcript has 21 exons. The record is from RefSeq and is a predicted model, not a curated record. Lineage: Eukaryota; Metazoa; Chordata; Actinopteri; Salmoniformes; Salmonidae.